UGGGUAUGAGUGUAUGUCUCGCGGAUAAAAUGAAUGUGUCGGCCGAAAGUUAUAUCACUUCACCGUCGCUUUUCAACUUCUCUUGUACGCCAGCAGAUAAUCAGUAGUAAAUCUAAACGAUAUUUAUCCACAAUGGUAAUUCAGCAAGCGAAACAAGUGUGGAAAAAGGCGGACGCUGUCUGUUUUGACGUGGAUAGUACAGUCAUAACGGACGAGGGCAUCGAUGAACUUGCCGCAUUUUGCGGAAAAGGGAAAGAAGUAUCACAAUGGACUACUAGAGCAAUGGGAGGGGGUAUUCCAUUCAGAACAGCACUUAGGGAGAGACUGGGAAUUAUUAAUGCAUCAAGAGAGAAGCUUCAUGAGUUCAUAGAGAGAAAUCCUGUCCAUCUCACACCAGGAAUAAGAGAGCUAGUGAAUAGGCUUCAGGAACAGGGUACUGCAGUUUACCUUGUAUCUGGUGGAUUUAGAAGAGUUAUCCAGCGUGCUGCAGAACAACUUGAUAUACCAGAUGAAAAUAUAUUUGCCAAUAGACUGCAGUUUGAUGAUGAAGGGCAUUACAACGGCUUUGAUGAAAAUGAGCCCACCUCAGAUUCUGGAGGGAAGACCAGAGUUCUAAAGCUUUUGAAAGAAAAGUAUGGAUACAAAAGUUUGGUUAUGAUUGGUGAUGGGGCUACAGACCUAGAGACAUUUCCAUCUGCAGCUGACACAUUUAUUGGCUUUGGUGGUAAUGUUGUGAGAGAAAAGGUGAAGGCACAUGCUCCAUGGUAUGUGACUGACUUUAAAGAGCUUUUAAAAGAGCUAAACCCAUCCUCUCAAAAUGGAGCAACUGAAAAUGGAGCAUCAGAACAUCUAAUGAAUGGAUUGAAUGGAGCAAGUGAACAUGUAAUCUCUGGAGUAAAUAGCAAACACUACAUUUGAAGGAAGCAAUGCAAUGAACAGAUCUGUCAGGACACAGGAUUAAUUUUCAUUUGAGAGACAUUUUAAUUAUAUACCACAAUCCAUUGCAUCAUCCAUUGUGUGCUGACUUUUACAUAUCAAUGAUAUAAAUAAUUAUUUAUUGACAGUACAAAAUAAAUGAAUCUCAUGAGAGAGUUUUAAAUCAAAGAAAUUAUUUUCGAUUGACAACAGUGUUCAAAAAUUUUCAGUAGACAUUGUGGCCUCAAGAUUAUGGCUGUACAGUCAACUAACCCAGGAAAUCUUUUUAUAAUUUGAGGUUUCUUCAGAACACUAGAGUUAUGGUCUUACCACUUCUGUUGAACAUGAACUGUUUUUUCCUACACAGCGUUGCAAAAUAUAACUCGAUGUCUCUACUAAUGUUAUGCUAUUUUCAAGUGGUACAGUAUUUCUUGGCAAAUGUAAAGCUGUUUCUUUUUAAAGCUAAUAUAUCUCUUUUGUAAAUGUUGUGAUCUGCUUGUUAUUCGAGAUUGAGAGUGACAUAAACAAAAACAACUUUGAUAUUAA
Molecule: messenger RNA, 1461 nt
Organism: Pocillopora damicornis (cauliflower coral)
Lineage: Eukaryota; Metazoa; Cnidaria; Anthozoa; Scleractinia; Pocilloporidae
Product: phosphoserine phosphatase
Biological process (GO): dephosphorylation; L-serine biosynthetic process
Cellular component (GO): cytoplasm
Molecular function (GO): magnesium ion binding; L-phosphoserine phosphatase activity
Source: RefSeq, a predicted model, not a curated record